Molecule: messenger RNA, 420 nt
Organism: Sclerotinia sclerotiorum 1980 UF-70
Lineage: Eukaryota; Fungi; Ascomycota; Leotiomycetes; Helotiales; Sclerotiniaceae
Exons: 2
Coding region: 1-420 (139 amino acids)
Source: RefSeq, a predicted model, not a curated record
AUGGCACAAACCUUAGAGAAAUGGCAAACAGAUUUUGAGGAUAAACCUCUACUCACAACGUUAGGCAUGUGUGUUCUAGAUGAUCUAUACUUCCCCGACGGCGAGAUAAAAUCCCGAGUUCUGGGUGGAAGCGGUGUUUAUUCAAUCCUAGGCGCUCGUCUCUUUCUUCAGGGCGAAAAUGCACAAAAGCUUUCCUGGUUAAUCCGAGCUGGAAACGCAUUUCCCAAAGAAAUUGAAGAUAGGCUUAGGAGUUGGAGCACCGAUCUGGUAAUUGAGAAAAGUGCGGGAGAUAGAGUGGAGUGUACGAGAGGGGAGUUGAGGUAUUCUGGUGGGUUAAACGGGGAAGGUGGUGAAAGUAUGGAGUUUGAGUUUGAGGAUUAUCCACUACUUUGUCUAUGGAAACUUGAAUAUUCCUGUUGA